Molecule: messenger RNA, 1608 nt
Organism: Telopea speciosissima
Lineage: Eukaryota; Viridiplantae; Streptophyta; Magnoliopsida; Proteales; Proteaceae
Product: nucleosome assembly protein 1;4
Exons: 12
Coding region: 101-1258 (385 amino acids)
Biological process (GO): nucleosome assembly
Cellular component (GO): chromatin; nucleus
Molecular function (GO): histone binding; chromatin binding
Source: RefSeq, a predicted model, not a curated record
UUCCUCCACUCGUUCUUAUAAUACUCUUCUGAACUGCUACACUACUCCAAAAAAGUUCUAGGGUUUUCUUACCCCUAGGGUUUUAUUAUCAUCACGCAUCAUGAGUAAUAACAAGGAUCAGUUUAACAUGGCCGAUCUUAACUCCGCCCUUCCAGGCGCCGCUGCUGCUCUUAGUGCCGAGGAUAGAGCAAGUCUUGUUACUGCCCUAAAGGACAAGCUUCAACAUCUGGCUGGACAACACUCUGAUGUUCUUGAAACUCUAUCGCCAAAUGUCAGGAAACGCGUCGAGGUUCUCAGGGAGAUUCAGGGUCAACAUGAUGAACUGGAGGCUAAAUUUUUUGAGGAGAGAGCAGCACUUGAGGCAAAAUACCAGAAGCUGUAUGAACCACUGUACUCCAAGCGAUAUGAAAUUGUGAAUGGUGUAGUCGAAGUUGAAGGAGUAGUUUCCACUGAACCUGUGACAGACCAAGGAGAAGAUAAAACUGCAGAAGAGAAAGGGGUGCCUAAUUUUUGGCUCACUGCAAUGAAGACUAAUGAAGUCUUGGCUGAGGAGAUCUCAGAGCGUGAUGAAGGAGCUCUCAAGUAUCUCAAAGAUAUCAAGUGGUAUAGGAUUGAUGAUCCUAAGGGUUUCAAGCUUGAAUUCUUCUUUGAUCCUAAUCCUUACUUCAAGAAUUCAGUACUAACAAAAACAUACCACAUGAUUGACGAUGAUGAGCCAAUUCUAGAGAAAGCAAUAGGGACGGAGAUUGAAUGGUGUCCUGGGAAAAGCUUGACACAGAAGGUCCUGAAAAAGAAGCCAAGAAAGGGAUCCAAGAAUGCCAAGCCCAUCACCAAAACUGAGGACUGCGAAAGUUUCUUCAACUUCUUCAAUCCUCCUCAGGUUCCCGAGGACGACGAUGAUAUUGAUGAAGAGACUGCUGAGCAGCUUCAAAAUCAAAUGGAACAAGACUAUGACAUUGGGUCGACCAUUCGAGACAAAAUUAUACCCCAUGCUGUGUCGUGGUUUACAGGGGAGGCUGUUCAAGGUGAUGAGUUUGAAGAUAUAGAAGGAGAUGACGAUGAAGAAGAAGAUGAGGAUGCUGAAGAAGAUGAGGAUGACGAGGAAGAUGAAGAUGAUGAGGACGAGGAUGAUGAUGAUGAAGAUGAAGAGGAAAGCAAGAGCAGGAAGAAGUCAUCAGCUGGACCGAAGAAGAGUGGGAGAGCCCAAACUGGGGAAGGUCCGCAGGGUGAGAGGCCUCCAGAGUGCAAGCAGCAGUAAUGUUUAGAGCCGACACAGAGACUGGGUGACUUGUGUCCAAGUGGGAAUUCUGUGGAUUGGAGAGUACGAGAGAGCGGGGUGAAGAGAUUUUUUUGGGUUUCCUUUUUCUUUUUUGUUAGCAAUAUUAUAGUGAUUAUACUUUUUAGAGUUUUUUCUUUCUUUUUAUCCUUUCCCCCGUUGGUGUUGUGGGUAGAGGCGGGGGGAUGGUGUUGGGUUUGGAUGAGUGAUGGGAUCAGGUAGUAUGAGGUGCCUUGAAAUUUGUUGAUGCGUUUUGGGUUUCCUCUGGGUACCCAGUGUUGUGAACUUCUUAAGAACUUUUUUAUUCCAAUAUAUAAGGGUUUUGUUCCAUG